Molecule: messenger RNA, 1377 nt
Organism: Parascedosporium putredinis
Lineage: Eukaryota; Fungi; Ascomycota; Sordariomycetes; Microascales; Microascaceae
Source: the annotation of a GenBank genome assembly
AUGGUCCAGAUCAGCGAGGUCAAGGGCAAUAAGCGGGAUAACCGCACGGCGGCCCACACGCACAUCAAGGGCCUCGGCUUGAGGUCAGAUGGCCUCGCCGAGAAGCAGGCUUCCGGUUUUGUCGGCCAAACGUCAGCUCGAGAGGCCUGUGGCGUUGUAGUCGACCUCAUCCGAGCACACAAGAUGGCUGGCCGCGGGGUUCUCCUAGCCGGCGGACCCGGCACCGGCAAGACCGCCCUCGCCCUCGCCGUGAGCCAGGAGCUCGGAACGAAGAUACCCUUUUGCCCCAUUGUCGGCAGCGAGAUCUACUCGAGCGAAGUGAAGAAGACGGAAGUUUUGAUGGAGAACUUUAGGCGCGCCAUCGGCCUCAAGGUCCGGGAGACGAAGGAAGUCUACGAGGGCGAGGUGACGGAACUUACCCCUGAAGAGGCCGAGAACCCCCUCGGCGGAUACGGCAAGACUAUCAGCACCCUUUUGAUCGGGCUCAAGAGCGCCAAGGGACAGAAGAAGCUUAGGCUCGAUCCUAGCAUAUACGAAGCCAUCCAAAAGGAGAGGGUCACGGUCGGCGACGUCAUCUACAUUGAGGCAAACACAGGCGCGUGUAAGAGGGUCGGCCGGUCGGAUGCUUACGCUACCGAGUUCGACAUCGAGGCGGAGGAGUACGUCCCCAUCCCCAAGGGUGAGGUGCAUAAGAAGAAGGAGAUUGUGCAGGACGUGACGCUCCACGACCUCGAUGUCGCCAACGCGCGGCCCCAGGGCGGCCAGGACAUCAUGAGCAUGAUGGGCCAGCUGAUGAGGCCAAAGAUGACGGAGAUCACGGACAAGCUCCGGACGGAGAUCAACAAGGUCGUCAGCAAGUACAUUGAUCAGGGUGUAGCCGAGCUGGUGCCCGGUGUCCUGUUUAUCGAUGAGGCCCACAUGCUCGACAUGGAGUGCUUCACGUACCUCAACCGCGCCCUCGAGUCCCCCAUCGCGCCCAUCGUCAUCCUCGCUUCCAACAGGGGCAUGUGUACCGUGAGGGGGACGGACGACAUCGUCGCUGCCCACGGCAUCCCGCCCGACUUCCUUGCCCGACUCCUUGUCAUCCCUACGACGCCCUACCAGCCCGAAGAGAUUAAGCGCAUCAUCAAGAUUCGUGCCACGACCGAGGGCACGUCUGUUACGGAUGGUGCGGUGGAGAAGAUUGCCGAGCAUGGUGAGCGCGUUAGCUUGAGGUACUGCCUGCAGCUAUUGACACCCUCUGGAAUCCUCGCCAAGGCCAACGGUCGUUCCCAAGUCGACGUUCAGGACAUUGCCGAGUGCGCGGACAUGUUCCUCGACGCUCGGCGAAGUGCGUCGCUCUUGAACAGUGAGGCGGGCAAGGGUUAUCUUUCGUGA